AAGAGCCCUAAAAAGUUUUUGGAGUUUAGGGUUCUUGCUUCUUGCAGCUAUGGCGCUGAUGCAGCCGUCGUAUGGGAUCCAGUCCAUGCUCAAGGAUGGCCACCGCAUCUUCUCCGGCCUCGAGGAAGCGGUGCUCAAGAAUGUGGAUGCCUGCAAGCAGCUGUCGCAGAUCACUCGGACGUCCCUCGGCCCCAACGGCAUGAACAAGAUGGUGAUCAAUCACCUGGACAAGCUGUUUGUGACGAAUGACGCGGGGACCAUCAUCGGUGAGCUAGAAGUCCAGCAUCCCGCGGCGAAGCUGCUGGUCCUCGCGAGCAAAGCGCAGCAGGAGGAGAUCGGAGACGGCGCUAAUCUGGUGGUGACAUUUGCGGGAGAGAUCUUGCAAGGCGCCGAGGAGCUCAUUCGCAUUGGCUUGCAUCCCAGUGAGAUCGUCGGAGGCUACACGAAAGCCAGCCAGAAGGCACUGGAGAUCAUCGAACAGCUUGCCGAGCCCGGGUCGGAGACUAUGGAUUGUCGCAACAAAGAGCAAGUUGUUUUGAGGAUGAAAGCCGCUGUUGCCAGUAAACAGUAUGGCCAGGAGGAUUUUCUGUGUCCUCUUAUUGCUGAGGCUUGCAUUCAGGUUUGCCCCAGGAAUCCAGAGAAUUUCAAUGUCGAUAAUGUUCGAGUUGCGAAGCUGCUUGGCGGUGGUCUUCGGGAUUCUUGUGUCGUAAGGGGCAUGGUGUUGAAGGUCGAGCCUCUUGGGACUGUGAAAAGUGCGACCAAAGCGAAGAUUGCUGUUUUUGGAGGGGGUGUCGACACUUCAGCUACCGAAACCAAAGGAACAGUUCUCAUUCAUUCCGCUGAGCAGCUUGAGAACUACGCCAAGGGCGAAGAAGCCAAGAUCGAAGAGCUCAUUAAAAGUGUAGCAGAGUCUGGUGCUAAAGUUAUUGUUAGCGGUGGUGCUGUCGGUGAAAUGGCGCAGCAUUUUUGUGAUCGAUAUGGCCUUAUGGUUAUAAAAAUCAUCUCCAAGUUUGAGUUGCGACGGUUCUGUAGGACUACUGGUUCCGUGUCGCUGGUUAAGCUGUCGAGGCCAAGAUUUGACGAACUGGGUUACGUCGAUAAUAUAACAUCUGAAGAAAUUGGUGGCGCGAGAGUGGUCGUAGUGAGGAAUGAAUCGGGCGGAAAUUCGAUUUCAACUCUCGUAAUUCGAGGAAGCACCGACAGUGUUUUGGACGAUGUAGAGCGUGCAGUUGACGAUGGCGUGAAUUGCUACAAGGCUAUGUGCAAGGAUAGCCGUACAGUUCCUGGUGCGGGUGCAACGGAGAUUGAGUUAGCCAAACAGUUAAAUGACAUUGCUUCCAAGGAGACAGGCUUGGACCAGUACGCGAUAAGAAAGUUUGCUCAGAGCUUCGAAGUUGUGCCUCGAACUCUGGCUGAAAAUGCGGGUCUAAACUCUACUGAUGUGAUCUCGGCUCUCUACGCUGCGCAUGCGGGUGGAAAUCCCAAGAUAGGCGUCGAUAUUGAGCAGGGAUUGUCCGCGCCAGUGGAGACGAGGGAUCUGCUUGUAACAAAGUACUGGGCGAUUAAGUUGGCAUCGAGAGCCGCCACUACCGUGCUCAAGAUAGAUCAGAUUAUCAUGGCCAAACCGGCUGGAGGCCCAAAGAAGAAUCCCGGAGCAGAUGGUGGUGACGAAGACUAGGUAGAUUUGCUAACAGUAAGCUGUAUCUUUGUAGCGUGUGCUGCAUUUUGGGCAGGAUUUUUAGUAGAGAGGCUCGCGAAGAGCAGCUGACGAGAAAAGUGCACAGUUUUGGAUAGUAAGCUUUCUUUGAAUAGACAGAAAAAGGGAUGUCUGCGUAGGAUUGCGGCAUAAAGUAUUUAACCAGCUUGCGAUCCAAUACAGCAUAACCACAAUCCAUUAUUUCAUCA
Molecule: messenger RNA, 1905 nt
Organism: Selaginella moellendorffii
Lineage: Eukaryota; Viridiplantae; Streptophyta; Lycopodiopsida; Selaginellales; Selaginellaceae
Product: T-complex protein 1 subunit theta
Exons: 12
Coding region: 50-1678 (542 amino acids)
Biological process (GO): protein folding
Cellular component (GO): chaperonin-containing T-complex
Molecular function (GO): ATP-dependent protein folding chaperone; ATP binding; ATP hydrolysis activity
Source: RefSeq, a predicted model, not a curated record